AUUCCGAGAGUACCUGUCCAACUUGUCUACCUGACAUCGACCACAAUAGUACCUCUAAUUCCAUCGCGCAUGUUUGACAGAAGUUGUUGACUUAUCCGAUCGAAAAUGAUGGAAAAAGGGUAAAUUUUACCAUUUUCCGAAUCGUAAGUGACGACCGACUGUAUUUUCGAUAAUGAUUGUCGAAAAUUCAAUGUUACGGUCUGAAAAUCGUGAAAACGCCUGUGAAAAUCCUCGUGAAGUCAGUCAGUGAAGCGUCGAAAAAGGAAAUCGGUCUUUCGGGAGUGAUUCUUGUUGGAGUAUUGUGAAAUAUUGUUGUUUUUGUUUAUUGUGAUAUUGUUCAUACUGCUCAGUUUUGGAAAAUGAAGAUUUUGCUACUUUCUCUAACCUGGAUUUUGACGCAUGUUGCAGUCCAAGGACAACACAGAGAGAACACACCACCAACUGUUUAUCUGGAAAGGAAUUGGAAGAUCUAUGACACUGAACCAGUUGGAACAAAAAUCGCUGAGGCACAUGGCAGCGACCUGGAUGGCGACACUCUGAGCUAUGGCCUCACACCGAUCGUUUAUAACGAAGACUUGCCAGUAAGGAACCUACCCUUCGUCAUCAACGAGACUACAGGAGUGGUGUAUCUCAACGAGAGUCUCAAGGGGAGGGCUGGCGAUGACAUUCAUCUAUGGGUAACAGUAUUCGAUGGAACGCUAGAAGCCAAAACAGAAGUAUACGUCAACAUCUUAAGCUCAUCAAAUCCUUCCAGAAAACGACCCUUCAACUUCGGUAGUGGAGGCAAUUCAAGAAUCCCAUCAUUCCCCUCCUUACCUAAUUUCCCUCCACGAUUUCAAGGGUCCAUCAUCAACCCUCCUCCAUCGAUAUCCAACAACCCUAGACCACUGCCCAAACAUCCCUACUUCCAAGAAACGACUUACACUCAACCCAAGCCAUCACUGAAAAGACCUGAAACUGCCACCAACGACAAUACCAAGACCUAUCUGAAGCCCAUCAUCACAACCACUAAGACUACCCUCAGCUCAACAACCACCACCAGCACCACCACUGAGCAUCCAACGGUGAUCAAGAAGAAAGUGGAACUGGAUGGUGUUGAACUCACUAACAGCAUCGAAGAAACCAAAGGGGCGGCUGUUAAAUCUGUGCCAGAUGUGAAAAUAAACGUUUUUCCUGUAUUGGCUGUCUGUGGAGUUUUCCUAGUUGUUGGAUUCACAGCGGUGAUUUUCCGUAGGCGACUGAAUCUUGGAAAAUCGGACGAUAAGAGUGACAUGAGGAAAGAUUCAUCUGGGGGUACAAUUGUCCUCCAAGAUGAUCCAGGACUGGCUAUGCAGAAUUGGAGAGGUCCUAGAGCCUUCAGCAAUAGAUACGAACCUUGGGAGAGGGAUCCUAAUCAUAACCAGACAUCCAAUCAGUUGAGUUCCCCGACCAAUAAGCUAGACAGAUGGGAGUUUCCCAGACACAGACUGAAAUUCUUCAAUAUUUUAGGAGAAGGAGCAUUUGGACAAGUAUGGAAAUGCGAAGCUAUCGAUUUGGAUGAUAAAGAAAAGGUGUCCAUAGUCGCCGUAAAGACACUCAAAGAAAACGCCAACGAGAAGGAAAGAUCCGACCUUGCUUCCGAGCUCCAAGUGAUGAAGAUGCUGGAACCGCAUCCCAACGUUAUCAGACUGCUCGGAUGCUGUACGGACAAAGAGCCCAUUCUGCUCAUUAUGGAGUACGUCAGCAGGGGAAAGCUGCAGAGCUAUCUGAGGAACUCCAGGGCGGAGAGAUAUUAUAAUAACAUGCACGGUCAGAGUAAAUCGUUGACUUCGAGGGAUCUAACAUCGUUUGUGUAUCAGGUUGCGAAAGGAAUGGAUUAUCUUUCUGGUAAUGGGAUAAUCCACAGAGAUCUGGCGGCCAGGAACGUCCUAAUCACGGAGGACCAGGUCUGCAAAGUGGCCGACUUCGGAUUCGCCAGGGACGUGAUAGCCUCCCACAUCUAUGAGAGGAAGAGCGAGGGCAGGCUGCCGAUUCGAUGGAUGGCUCCGGAAUCGCUGUACGACAAUAUAUUCUCCGUUAAAUCCGACGUGUGGAGCUUCGGAAUAUUGAUGUGGGAAGUUGUGACAUUGGGCAGUACGCCCUAUCCCGGUAUGAGCGCUGCUGAAGUUAUGAAAAAGGUGAAAGAUGGAUAUCGUCUAGACAAACCAGACCACUGCAGAAGAGAACUGUACAACAUCAUGUAUUAUUGUUGGGACAAAGACCCUAAGCAGAGACCGUCUUUCAGCGAGUGCAUAGGAUUGUUGGAAAAGCUCUUGAUGACAGAAACAGACUACAUCGAACUGGAGAGAUUUCCUGACCACUCUUACUACAAUAUGGUCAGCUUGAGCGGUGAAAAAUUGUGAACAUUUUCUAUUUUCUCCUUGGGAGAAAAAGGCCACUGGUAGUUUUUAAUUCGAGUGUUUGUGUUCAGAAAUUUUUGAGGAGAUAGAACUCUAACGAACGACUGAGAAAAUUUCAAUAAACUAUAUAUUUGUUUGCUCACAUUUAACGAUAUCCAACACUAAUCGAAUGAUGAAUCUCGAUAAGUUCUUAUAAACAACGGAAUCAGUUAGGAUAUCUCGUUUUUAAUAUUAUGUAUAUGUGAUUUGGAAUGAUUAAUGAUUAAUUUGUGAAAGAUGUAAUAUGAAGAGAAAAGAUAACGAUACCAAAAAAUUUUAUUGGUUAUUAAUGUAAAUAGUUUGUCUGAUUUAUAUUGUUAAUAUAUUUAUAGAAUAAAACUCAUCAAUGAAUA
Messenger RNA from Harmonia axyridis, 2770 nucleotides. It is a transcript of the gene Cad96Ca, whose product is annotated as tyrosine kinase receptor Cad96Ca. The transcript is spliced from 9 exons. Gene Ontology annotation, cellular component: signaling receptor complex; membrane. Gene Ontology annotation, biological process: protein phosphorylation; homophilic cell-cell adhesion; positive regulation of kinase activity. The coding region runs from base 360 to 2381 and encodes 673 amino acids. The record is from RefSeq and is a predicted model, not a curated record. Gene Ontology annotation, molecular function: ATP binding; transmembrane receptor protein tyrosine kinase activity; calcium ion binding. Lineage: Eukaryota; Metazoa; Arthropoda; Insecta; Coleoptera; Coccinellidae.